CGCAAGCAGUAAACUGCGCCGCACACAGAAACAGCAUUGGAUUGUGGGUAAAAUAAUAUCUUGUGUUUCCUGAAUUAGUUAUGGCAACAGUAGCAGAAGGUUAACGUUUAUAGAAAUAACGUUUUUUUUUUCUUCUUUAGUUUAGAAGUUCAAUUAUAUGUCAAUUCGCAUGAGACCGCAUCUUGUGUAGAACUACAGGUUGACAGCUUGAAAAGUUAUAACGGUAGCCAGCAAUGAGUUUGAACGAACACUCUUUGCAAGCUCUGUCAUGGAGAAAACUUUACUUGAGUCGAGCAAAGCUGAAGGCUACGAGCAGAACUUCAGCUCUCCUGUCGGGUUUCGCGAUGGUGGCUAUGGUGGAGGUGCAGCUGGAGCCAGAUCAUGUGUAUCCCCCAGGGCUGCUGAUAGCCUUCAGCGCCUGCACCACUGUCCUAGUGGCAGUGCACCUCUUCGCCCUGAUGAUCAGCACCUGUAUCCUGCCAAACCUGGAGGCCGUCAGCAACGUUCACAACUUGAACUCGGUCAACGAGUCACCCCAUGAGCGCAUGCACCGCCACAUUGAGCUGGCCUGGGCCUUCUCCACUGUUAUUGGUACCCUGCUCUUCCUGACCGAGGUGGUUCUGCUGUGCUGGGUCAAGUUCCUGCCCCUCAGGCGCCCAACUGAUAAUGGCACCAUCAGUUCUGGUGAGGCGGCAGCCAUUGCCUCCACCUCCAUCAUGGUGCCAUUUGGAUUGGUGUUUAUCGUCUUCGCUGUGCACUUCUACCGCUCUCUGGUCAGUCACAAAACUGAUCGUCAGUUUCAGGAGCUGGAGGAGCUGUCCAAUAUCACCCGGCUGCAGAACCAGCUGGACCACAGGGCAGAGACGACCAGUCUGCAGCCCUCCUCUGUCCACUUCCCCUAACGGGAAUUAGACAGCUGUAAGAAAUCUAUAAUGAAGCUUUUUUUUU
Molecule: messenger RNA, 948 nt
Organism: Oncorhynchus mykiss (rainbow trout)
Lineage: Eukaryota; Metazoa; Chordata; Actinopteri; Salmoniformes; Salmonidae
Product: calcium release-activated calcium channel protein 1
Biological process (GO): store-operated calcium entry
Cellular component (GO): membrane
Molecular function (GO): store-operated calcium channel activity
Source: RefSeq, a predicted model, not a curated record